This is a messenger RNA of Trichoderma reesei QM6a, 2517 nucleotides long. Its product is annotated as GTPase-activating protein. The annotation marks the transcript as partial. The transcript has 3 exons. Lineage: Eukaryota; Fungi; Ascomycota; Sordariomycetes; Hypocreales; Hypocreaceae. The record is from RefSeq and is a predicted model, not a curated record.
GAUGCGUUCGAGGACGCCGUCGACGCCGCCUCUGUACGAUCUCUGACCAAGAGAUCGGUGUCCGCCACGAGACCACAACCUCCCCCGCCAGAGCAGGAUGCCACCAAGUCUGACGCCGAGAGCGACAAGGAGGAGGAAGCCGAAGAAGCGAAAUCAGACAAGGGCGAGGAGAAGCCAGAACCCCCCUCACGCGGCUCAACGCCGCUGUCUCAUCGCAUCUCCAACAUCUCCAACACAUCGAAUCUUGAUGUGGUCAACUUGGACGAUGAUGCUGCCCCACAACCCCAGGGUACACCUCUCUCACACCACCAGCUGAGCAGAACGACCUCUUUGAUCAACAGUGCUGCCGCUGCAGUACCUUCGUCGCCGGCCAAGAGCUCGCCGGUGGCCACAACCGAGGCCAAGACCCCUGCGGCAGCGACGCCGCCUGCCGCUGCCCCAGCUGCGGCCCCAGCUGCGCCCCCUGCACCAAUGGGCAGGAGACUCACCAGCCCUUUCUCCUGGCUGUCUAGGAACUCUAGUAAAGACAAAGACGUCAGUGCCGCCUCAACUACUGGGCCGUCUGCCCGGAGGAACACUGCUAGUUCCGUUGCUACUGUGGGCAGCAACCCUGAGAUGAUGUUGAGCAAGCUCGAGGAAGAGAGAGAAGGUGAUGGCAAGGCAACCAACCGGAACAGCCUCAAGGAUCGAUUCAAGGUGCUUCGGGCGCAGCAGGAGACCGGUGCUCCGCUUACUGUGAACACGGAGGGCCUUCCGGCCGAAACAACCGAGGGGGAAGCACCGGCAGCUGAGCUGCCCCCUCUAUCCCCGCUGCCGCCUCCAAGCACUGACCUGGCGCCCGGAACAGCGGCCGGCAUCAACGUUGGCCCGUCGGAGGCGGCGGUGUCACAAGUCGACUGGGAUCUUUGGCAAUCCGUUGUUUACGAAGGCCCGGCCGCUGUCGCGCGGUCAAGUGCCGAGGAGUUGAACAAGGCUAUUGCCACCGGUAUCCCCAGCGCUAUCCGUGGUGUUAUCUGGCAGGUCUUGGCACAGAGCAAAAACGAAGACUUGGAGGGAGUCUACAGAGACCUCGUCGCUAGAGGAACGGAGAAGGACAACAGGAAUCGGCACAGCAGCAGCACAGCAGCUAGCAGCUUCAGCAAUGCCAACCUUAGUGUCCAGAGUGGCGAUGGCGUGGCCUCGUCUGCUUCGUCCGUCAACUCCGAACAGUCGGGUGGCUCGGGCCUGAAAGGCGAUAAGAAGGACGACAAGAAUGCCGAGGCCAUCGCCAAGGCUCAGGCUGCGGCUGCGGCAGAGCGGAUGCGCAAGGAAAAAGAAGACGUGGCAGCCAUUCAGAGGCUGGAGAAGGUCAUCCGCCGUGAUCUUGGUGCCCGCACAAGUUAUUCUAAGUAUGCAGCUGCCGCAGGGCUUCAGGAGGGCCUCUUUGGCGUCUGCAAGGCGUAUGCCCUCUUCGACGAAGGCGUCGGCUAUGCUCAGGGAAUGAACUUUCUGAUCAUGCCCCUGCUGUUCAACAUGCCCGAGCAGGAAGCUUUUUGCCUGCUGGUCCGCCUGAUGAAUCAUUAUGGCCUGCGGGACCUCUUCAUCCACGACAUGCCUGGACUGCACCGCCACUUGUAUCAGUUCGAGCGGCUUCUGGAGGAUCUUGAGCCCGCGCUGUACUGCCAUCUUCACCGACGGGGCAUUUCCCCUCAUCUCUAUGCGACGCCAUGGUUCCUCACCCUGUUCGCCUACCGCUUCCCCCUGCAACUCGUCUUGAGAAUCUAUGACUUGAUUUUGUCCGAGGGCCUCUCGGCCAUCAUUCGAUUUGGCAUUGUGUUGAUGCAAAAGAACACCGCCACUCUGCUGGAGAUCUCUGACAUGCAGCAGCUCACCACUUAUUUGAAGGAUAAGCUUUUUGAUGUCUACAUUGACAAGGAUCCCAGCCAGGGUAGUCUUCUGGAGAAUGGCUUCUUCGGCAGCUCCAGUUCAAGCAUCGACAAGGAGAUUUACAGGGCAGACCAGCUGGUGAGAGACGCCUGCGAAAUUAAGCUCUCCGCGGAGCUCCUCGAGGGAUACACUGCGGAGUGGGAGGAAAAGACAAAAGCCGAGAAGGAGCGGGAAACAGAGCUCAAAGAACUUCGAACGUCAAAUCAGGCUCUUACUAUCCAAGUCCGAAAACUGGAAGAAAGAGUCGAGGUCUGCGAUCGCGAACAGGCAGAUCUUGCCACGGAGCUUGUUCACACAAAGGUCGAGAAUGACGAGCUCAAGGACGAGGUGGAAGCCCUCAGGAACCAGGUACAAGAACUCAAGAAGGUCAUUGAAAGGCAGCCCUAUGAGAUGGAGGAAACCUGGAAGCUUGAGCGUGAUGAUUUGAUGAAGCGUAACGAGAAGGUACACCUGGAAAAUGAAAAGGUUGAGAGGGAGUUGGCUGAGCUGGAGGAGGAACUCGUCCAGACAAAGCUGCGGUACGCAGAGAUUGCUGGUCAACACGAGGCCCUGACCCGCAAGUGGUCUGACUUGAAGCGCCAGUUUGUUUAG